Messenger RNA from Labeo rohita (rohu), 1466 nucleotides. RefSeq names its product exosome component 1 (gene exosc1). Gene Ontology annotation, cellular component: nuclear exosome (RNase complex); cytoplasm. The record is from RefSeq and is a predicted model, not a curated record. The coding region runs from base 65 to 562 and encodes 165 amino acids. Gene Ontology annotation, biological process: RNA processing. Lineage: Eukaryota; Metazoa; Chordata; Actinopteri; Cypriniformes; Cyprinidae. Gene Ontology annotation, molecular function: RNA binding. The transcript has 8 exons.
AUCAGAGCCGGAGGUGCCCUCUGACUAAUAGCCAAUCAAAACGCGGCUGCUGCUUCUUGAAAACAUGUCGCCCAUGAAGCUGUGUGUUCCAGGUGAAAGGCUCUGCAGCACGGAGGACUGUAUCCCCGGUACCGGCACGUAUCUGCGGCACGGCUACAUCUUCGCUUCGCUCGCGGGAUACGUGCUGAGAAAGAACGAGGGAGAGGAGCUCCCGGUGAUUUCAGUCGUUAGAGAGACAGAAGCACAGCUUUUGCCUGACGUCGGUGCCAUCGUCACCUGCAAGGUGACGAGCAUCAACCCCCGUUUUGCUAAAGUCCACAUCUUAUAUGUGGGGUCGACACCACUGAAAGACCGGUUUAGAGGCACGAUCAGAAGAGAAGACGUGAGAGCAACAGAGAAAGAUAAGGUGGAGACGUACAAAAGCUUCAGGCCAGGCGACAUUGUCCUUGCAAAAGUGAUCUCUUUGGGCGAUGUGCAGUCGAACUACCUGCUGACCACAGCGGAGAACGAGUUGGGCGUAGUCGUGGCCCACAGUGAGGCGGGUGAGGAAGCAUUCAAAUAGCAAAGCGCUCAGAUGGUGCCCAUCAGCUGGUGUGAGAUGCAGUGUCCACGCACACACGCCAAAGAGUUUCGCAAGGUCGCACGGGUACAGCCGGAGUACCUGCAGGCCUGAGCCACGCCCACCGUCCCCUUUGACCACACCCACCGGAACACACAGCUUCAAAGACACGCCCCCUCAUGCGGAACUCUCAGCCCAAUAACUGUUAGGAAUUCUAGGUGUGAAUCUGGAUUGGCACAUUCCACACUGCCUGUGAAUACUGCAUUAGUAUCACAUGACCAUAAUCUGAAUGUAGUUGCAUUGCUAAGCAGUAUUCUGGCAUUCCUGAUGCUCUGACACACCUGUGAUUGUAAUAUCACGUUCUGAUAUCCUACAGUGCUUUUGGAAGCAUUGAAACGUGUGGAAUGUCAUAUUUUGUUGAUGGAGUUCCACUUGAAAGUUUAGAUCUUCUUUAAACAUUGAGUUGGAACAAUUGAAUCUUAGUAAACUUUGCUACUUGGCCGCAUUUCUUCACAUAAACAAAAGGAAAUGAAUAAUAUUGUGUAAAGCAACUGAAGCCUUUUUUAGGACCACUGAUAUUUUUGGCAUUGAGUUUCAAAACCAGCAGCUCUUUUCCAAAGUGGAAAACUGGAAGUGUACUAUUGUCACAAUCACAUUCACUGUCACAGUCUUUCACACAUUUGAGGUGUAUAGAGCAAUAACAUUCGGCGGCACUGUUUUCUAACUCUUCGAAGCGCAUGAACUACAAAAAUAGUCACCAGAGAUGAAUUUACUUUUACCUCUUGCUGCUUUUAUUCAAAACAUCUGGAGAUGUCUUAUUUGAAACGUUUUCCUUAUUCUGUCCCUUUGUAACUGUUUUGAGAGGUCAUGUGUUUACAAGAGAACAAAAAUAAAGUGUUUAACAUCA